UUUCUGCAUCUCUCUGGUGGCUUGUGUGAACCACGUUUGACAUUAGCUCCGUGCAGGAAUCCAAAGGCCUUUGUUUGCUUGCCCACUGGCCCUAUUUGUCAUUGUUCUUCGACUGAGUCAUGUGGAUCUGUUGUAAAUAAUUCUCUGCACCUGAGGUACUGUUGACAAGUCAGUGUCGGAGUGAGGAUAAAGGGUGAACAUCUCUGAUUUCCAGGCAUCGGGAUAAUUCAAUCCUAAUUACGCCCGACAAAAGUUAAACAAACUACGGCUAAGAAGCACAGAAGAGGUGGUCAUUUCAAGGAAACUGUUCACCCUCUCCUUGAGGUCAUCACUCCCAUCUAAUGCUUUGUGUUACCAACAGGUGGCCAAUGGACAGGACUGUAGUAUUGGCCGACGGACCGUGUAAGCGCGGCUUGUAAAAGGAUCCCACUGUGGUUGGUCGUGGUCUAUAGAGAGGAGCCGACUACGCUCUCCGGGCUCCUCAGCCAUGGCUCUGCUGGCCUACCUGAAGAGCCUGUUCAUCCUGCAGUUGCUGAUGGGCUUUGUGUUCGUGGUGAGCGGCCUCAUCAUCAACUUCAUCCAGCUCUGCACCUGCGUCCUAUGGCCGUUCAACAAACAGCUCUACCGCAGAAUCAACUGCCGGCUCGCCUACUCCCUCUGGAGUCAGCUGGUGAUGCUGCUGGAGUGGUGGUCGGGCACAGACUGCACUCUAUACACCGACCAGGCUACAGUGGACAAGUUUGGCACAGAGCACGCCAUCAUCAUCCUCAACCACAACUUUGAAAUCGACUUCCUCUGUGGCUGGACAAUGUGCGAAAGAUAUGGCAUCUUGGGGAGUUCAAAAGUGCUGGCUAAACACGAGCUGCUGAAGGUCCCUCUGAUUGGCUGGACCUGGUACUUCCUAGAAAUUGUCUUCUGCAAAAGAAAGUGGGAGGAAGACCGAAAGACGGUCUUCAGUGGACUGGAUAGGCUCAAAGAUUACCCUGAAUAUAUGUGGUUUCUUCUAUAUUGCGAGGGCACCCGUUUCACGGAGCAGAAACACCAAAUCAGUAUGCAGAUUGCAGAGAGUAAAGGACUCCCCAAGCUCAAAUACCACCUACUGCCCCGAACCAAAGGAUUCACCACAACACUGCAGUGUCUUAAGGGCACAGUGACUGCCGUGUAUGACGUGACUCUCAACUUCAAAGACAACCAGACUCCCACUCUCCUGGGCAUCGUGAACGGCAAGAAAUACAAAGCUGACCUGAGUGUGAGACGGUUCUCUGUCGAGGAAAUACCGGAUGAUGAGAAGGAGUGCGCCAACUGGCUGCACAAGCUCUACCAGGAGAAGGAUGCCUUACAGGAACACUACAGCAAGGAAGGCAAGUUCCCCGGCCCGACAAUAAUCCCACCUCGCCGACCAUGGACGCUGCUGAACUUCCUGUUCUGGGCCACCCUUCUGCUUUCGCCCCUCAUCAACUUCGCUUGUGGAGUCGCCGUCAGCGGCUCCCCCCUCCUCAUCAUUGGCUUCAUCAUUUUCCUCAUCAUAGCUUCCAUAGCUAUCCGACGCCUCAUAGGGGUCACCGAGGUAAAGAAAACAGGCUCCAGUUACGGCAACCAGGAGGCCAAGAAACAAAACUAAAAGUGUGUCAGCCCCCUACCCACAACCCCACAAAACCCUCCUCCCAUGUACGGCCUUUUCUGUGUGGCCGUCCUGUGGUGUUUUCACCCCAAACAAACUCCAUUCUCCUCCUGCUGUCGGGUCAGUUGUCAGGUUGGGGAGGAGAAAACCUAAUAGAGACCAGAGAUAGAAAUACGAAUGGCACUGGACUGAGUGAGUGAGAGAGAGAGAGAGAGAGAGAGAGAGCGAGCAUGGAAGGUCUAGGGGAGCUCUCUGGUGUAACACAGAACAAAAGGGGGGGGGGGGGGGGGGGGGGGGGAUGCCGAACCAUAUUCCGCUGCAUUCUUCUUAAUCCAGCUAGUCCCCAUCCCAGCCACAUUAAAUCCCGUUAACACCCAAAUUCAAGCUCCUAACAUGUCACAUGGACAACCAGUCCGCCCAUUUCGUGCUCUUGCACUACCUACCUCCAAAACCAGUCACAGUCAUCAGCCAAUCAGGGCGUGGUUUGUGUGCGGCCAUUCUUUUUGCCCACAGAAAAAAUCUUUUUUGGGUUUAAUUUAAUUAAAUUUUUAAUCUUAACCUCCAUCCAGGGCAGUGUGUUACUGCAACAACGAUCUGUAAUAUGCAGGACGUCUUCAAGUGGGACUUCUAUUGGAAACUGGUUCCGCGAGGCCCAUCCUGGUUUCCUGUAAUCUCAAAGGGUCGAUUCACCCAAGUCACUAAAUAAAUGUACAACGUCUAACAUAUCUAGCAAUGCAGAUAGAUUUGGUUUUUAUACGCGCGAGAACUGAGAUUUUCCAAAACCGUACCAGAAAAUAAAGGUGAAUCCAAUUUUGUUCAUGGGGCUCAAAUCAUUGUAAAAGUAUAUUUGAAAAGCUGUAAAGAACAUUGUUGGAGUAUCUAAGUAUUUGUUAUUUAAAUAUCACAUUACCUUUGAGCACUGCAGUGAAAUUCAGUUCACCUCCUUUUUAUCAGGUUGGGAGUCGAAGCGUCAAAGCAGAGAUGUGAAAAUAUAAAUUCCACAUCAUCUCCAGGGCUGGAUUUUUUUCUACUUUAAUCUUGUGAUUUUGGUGAAUUGACCCUUUAAGGUCCUGGCUUGGCGUGGCUGGUGUCUGUUAAACUACAACGAGGGCUCUGAGUGUGACAACCGUCCUUCUGAAGGAUACCGACCAUCUGUCACCAGUCUGAUGUGUCGCCCGCAGCACCAGCGCCUCCCCCACAUUCUAAAACAUUUCAUUUCUCGCUCCAAUCUCUAUUCCUGUUUUCCGUUACUUCACACAGAUAGAUUUUUUCGCAUACAUGCUAUUAUUCCUUCUUUUUUUUUUAACAUCAUCUCUCAAUUCAACCAGCAAUCCCAGUGAGAACACUUACACAGUUCAACGCACCACUUCCCCUCUGACGCCAGUUGAAAUGCGGCUCACGCUGCUUGCUCCUGCUGUUGAGUGGCAGUGGGAUCCAAGAGAAAGGUCACCGACUGUCUCCGCGUAGCCCCACAGCUGUCGGCACAUUAUUUUUGCUUUCCUGAUAUAGACUGUAGUAGUGAUAUUUUAACCUUCGCCUUAAAUCAAGCCUGCACAGGCAAGGGAUUGCUCAUUCGCCAGCCCUUGAAAACAGCGCCCACCUCUUCCCUCCAUUGUGUUUGAAUACCAGCGCUCUCGCCCUCUCAACGAAGCGCGGGGGAGUAGCACACGUUCAUAUGGUUUGAUCACCAAAAUGAAUGAGCAAUUGACGACCAUUGUUAAGUCUUUUAAGUUGAAAGUUAGGCAGGCGUGUUUGUCACUGUUUAGCUUGUCAUUAGUUAAAGAAAGCUGCACUUCUCUGGAGAUCAGCACAGCGACACUUAGUCGGUGUUGCACUUUUAGUUUCAUACAUUUCUCGAUUUGGGAGUCGCUCAAUCCCGCGAUUGGUCGUUUUUAAAAUUGAAGGUUCGCUGCUGCUGCUGCAGCAGUAGCACACGACCGGCGAUGAGCCACAUUUCCUGGUCCCCAAACACAAACAAUGGUAGCAAUACGCGUCGUGUCCUGCUCUCUCCUCCCCUCUGCCCUCCUGUGCCACACGUAGUGUUAAUUUAAAAUCUUUCUUCAGAUUAAAAUUCUUGGGAUCACCAGUCGUCAGCAGCGAUCAUGUCGUGUACUUUCUGUAGAGUUUUUUCUCGACCCCGGACAGAUUUCAUGCAAAGCCUUAAUAGACAGUGCUGCUGAAUUUUUGUGUGAGAAUGCAGAAGCUAGCCGAGCCCCCUGUUGUAGUGAAGGAUCAACAUGUGGGGGAAAAAAUGUCCUCCAGUAUAGCAAGCAAGUCUUCUGGAAUUAGUCAUCAAGUGACUUGUUCUAAAGUUUUAACAUAGAGAAAUGAAAGAGAACUGAGAAUUGAUAAAGUCACGUUUGUAAUGAAUCCACUUUUUUUUUUCUUUACACAAAGACACUUGGAGUUGCAUUUACCUCAACUUCUCGUGUAAAGCUUUAGGAUCUUAGCCUGUUAUCGUUUUCUUUCAGAGAUGUGUUUGUUCUUUAAAUCCAGACAUGCGGCAUCCUCGCACACGCACUCCGAUCCAUCCUGUCAUUCAGUGAAACCAUUGUCCAAACCUGAAAGGAUUAAGAGAAGUUCAAACCAGUAUUUAGAAAAAGUUUUUUUUUUAUUGGGUAAAGAAAUGUACAGUACUCUCAAAGUAUUCAGUCCUGUAUUUUCACAUCGUGUAAUGUUGCAGCCUUGUGUUGAAAUCAUUUAAAUGUAUUUUUCCCCCUUGUCGACUUUCAAUAUCAUAUCCCACAAUGACAAAGUGAAAACUGAUUUUUUUUUGUCAUUAUGAAGUUGAGUGUCGAUUGAUUUGGGGAGAAAAAUUAUUUAAUGUUUUAACCUUAAAGCUGCAACAUAGUGUAGAAAGUGAAGCGGUCUGAAUGCGCUGUAACUGUAUUUUCUUAUUCUCCACUGGAAUCAAAUAACAUUACAAAUUGACACGAUGACUUUUUAAAACUCAAAAAUAUAUAUCCGUUCUCUGUUUUCCAAGUUUAUUUUUAUGUUCUCUUCAAUUAAAACACUUAAUAUUAAAGGAUUUAAUCACAAA
Messenger RNA from Scophthalmus maximus (turbot), 4661 nucleotides. RefSeq names its product 1-acylglycerol-3-phosphate O-acyltransferase 3 (gene agpat3). The record is from RefSeq and is a predicted model, not a curated record. The transcript has 10 exons. Gene Ontology annotation, molecular function: 1-acylglycerol-3-phosphate O-acyltransferase activity. NCBI's taxonomy places the organism in Eukaryota, Metazoa, Chordata, Actinopteri, Pleuronectiformes, Scophthalmidae. The coding region runs from base 488 to 1621 and encodes 377 amino acids. Gene Ontology annotation, cellular component: endomembrane system; endoplasmic reticulum.